This is a messenger RNA of Brassica rapa (field mustard), 2727 nucleotides long. RefSeq names its product protein Abitram. Gene Ontology annotation, cellular component: nucleus. NCBI's taxonomy places the organism in Eukaryota, Viridiplantae, Streptophyta, Magnoliopsida, Brassicales, Brassicaceae. The record is from RefSeq and is a predicted model, not a curated record.
AAAAGAAUGCGCCGUUGCCGGGGAUCGAACCCGGGUCACCCGCGUGACAGGCGGGAAUACUUACCACUAUACUACAACGACUUGGUUGUUGAUUUAUGAAGAAAGCCUUUAAUAAAUGCAAGACGUGGAGAUUGAAAUUUGUGGAGAAAUGACUCAGGGCGUGGAGAUGCAAGACAAUAAACCCCCAGUUCAGUCCACCAUGUCUCUCUGCUACUAUACCUCCACGCUGGAGAAGGCUCUUAGGCCAUACUUCGAGCUAGACCAAGUUUUAAAAUGUGAUAGUUACAUACAGAGCAUGGUACAAAACCUUUGUAGAAUCUAAAUGGGCCUUAACUUUUUCUUAGAGAAUCUUAACAAAAGAUAAGGCCCAUUAGUUAUCUCCUCUAUGAUCGGCAAAGUAAAGUCCGAUUGUUUUCCGCCGUCGUAAGGUUACAAACUCAAGAAACCGAUUAGUUCCGAGUGUUGAAACUAUCAAAAACAAUGGAGAUUCAGAAGACUGAGGUAGCAAAGAAUCCAGAAACCGAUGAUACAAUCGAGACAACGAAGCAAAACCAAUCCGAGGAGGAAGUAGAACAUUGCGACGAAGACGAAUUGAGAAGUCUGCUGCUUUCAGAUAUAGGAGACCUUCCUCUCUCUCCACCUUCAGCUACACAAGUCAACUUCGUUUCUUACUUCAUCACAGAUUUCACUAAACCGGGUCAUGAUCAGUAUAUCUACCGUCACGCUAAUGGUUUGUGUGUGAUUGGGUUAGCUCCUACGCAUAUAGCUUUCAAGGACGAAGGUGGGAUCACUAAUAUUGAUUUCAAUGUCGGCAAGUCUGAUCGUAGCGUCUUGAAAGUCUCCGGCAAGCGUAAAAAGAAUGCUAUGCGGUCUGAAUCGAAUACAGCGUUGUGCAAAGUUUCAACUGCUAAAGAUUCUUAUAUUGUCAGGUGUUGCGUUAAAGGUUCUCUCUUGGAGGUGAAUGAGAGAUUAAUCAAGCAACCACAGCUUCUCAAUUCAUCGGCUGAUCGGGAAGGGUAUAUUGCGAUAAUCAUGCCAACAAGACCUGCAGAUUGGACCAAAAACAAGGAAUCACUGAUAACCUUGGAGGAGUAUAAAGCAAAGAAAGAGGUGUCUCUAUGAUACAGUUUGCUGUAAGCCUGUAACCAAACAACGGUUGAUUUCUUUAGAAGUCAUGUUUGCUCUCAAGAUUAUGGUUAGGCUCAAGUCUGGUUAGCUAAACAACUUUGGAGGUUUAUCUAGAGUAUUCAUAAAGCUAUUGUGUUGUGUAUUAACUUUUUCUGGCAACACUUUUGAAAGCAAAGAUCAUUUUGGACUAUGUACUAUGAUGUUUUUCAUGAACCACAGGUUACAAAAUUAAAUAAGGUUUUGCAUUGUUUGACAACUGGCAUGCAAUAUUACAAUAAUAAUUACAAUCAAUAUACACAACACUAAACAUCAAUCCGUUGUCGUCCAGCGGUUAGGAUAUCUGGCUUUCACCCAGGAGACCCGGGUUCGAUUACCGGCAACGGAGCUUUUUGUGCUAACAUCAAUCCGUUUUUUUUUUGUUCUAAGCAGUGUUAUUUUCUUGGUCAAGCGAAAGAAACCACAAAACAUUUAUAGUUACGGACAACGUCCCUUUGUUCUGCUGCUUCUGCAUCUAAAAUUUAUAUCAGCCCAAAAGAAUUACUGUCUUCAGUUGAUUUGAUCAAGAUUUUACUUGUAACAAGUUCGUGGAUUACUUAAAAGGGGCUUUUGUUCUAGAGAUGUUCUGGAGAGUCUAGCUUUCAUGUCUCUUGAAUUGUGUCAGCUGUGCAUUAGUGUUUAUACUAUCUGAAUCAUGGGAAUUCAUGCUUACUAUUUUUGCCAUCAACUAGAGAGUGUCGAAUGAUUCAUGUUCACUUGCUCUAUAGAUGUUAUCAGUGAAGUCUCAGCAAAAGGAUGAAUGUGAUUCUUCUACUCUCUUAUGUAAUGUUAUGCAGUGUUUCUGUGCGUGCAUUUGGGUUAAUGGAAAAUCAAGAUAACUAGUUAACAACAAGUGCCCGCAGGAUGGACUCUACUUGUAUGGAAGUACAAUACAAUAAGCGACAGAUUUGGUUAUUUAUCACUCCGUUUGCAGUUAUUUGAGACCAUAGACAAAGAACAACCGAACCAUUUUAGAUGUUCUUGGCUCUCAAGGUAACCUACUGUGUGGUUUGGAGGCUGAAUAUGACGGCGCAAGUGGUGUGAGCUAACUACAUGUUCUUCUUUACCGUUUUCAUCUUCUCCAUCUUUGUUUCUUCUUCUUUACAUCGUGGACCUAAUCAAAAGCUAUAUAUCUCGGCUCUGACGAUUAUUAUGGGGGCUUAACUAAGAUUUGGGAAGCCAGGCUGAGUGCUUUGACAAGUAUAUUCUCAUUGUCAGCAUAACUACUAGACUGCCAUUAUAUGAUCUCACUAGACAGAGUAAUGCUUCAGUUAAUGUAGUGAAGCAGGACUUGUUAUCUUCUGGUGAAUUCAUCCAUUGAAGAAGAGACGAACAGGUCACAAAAUGAGCAGUAAAUCAGAUCAACAAAGAAACAUGUGUAAGACGGGAGAUGAAAUGAACAAGAUCAUGAUAUUUGCAAGGCAAACCAACCUCACUCUUUAAGAAAUGAAAAGCACAAAUCCAACAUUGGUACUUAAUAGUCAUGAAGUUCAAAAGGAAAAUAGCAGAGAAACAAAGUCAUCAUCAUCCACACUGAUCAUCCACGGAGAUAAAAAAAAAAAA